GAUGCGAAAAAGCUGCGGUUCUGGCAGAUGAAGGAAACGGAGAACGAGGACCGGAACUUCAUCCUGCCUUUGAAGACACAGCUUGUGCUCGUCCUUAUGAGGCUACGGCUGGGCCUUGACGGCCUUGACCUUGCGUACAGGUUUGGCGUUUCUACGUCAACCGUUUCGAGGAUCUGGGUAACAUGGCUGGAUUUUUUGGACAACAGGCUUCGCCAGGUCCCAACUUGGAUGCCUCCCCACCUGUGCGACAAGUACAGGCCACAAGCUUUCACUGACAAGGGCUACACCACUGUCGACGGCAUCCUCGACUGCACCGAAAUUUUCAUCGAAACCCCCUCGUCAUUCCGUGUACAGAGUGAGACCUAUUCCUCGUACAAAAAGCACAAUACUGCAAAAGGGUUAGUUGUGUGCAGCCCGAACGGCUUUGUUAUGUUCGUGUCCGAUCUUUCUCCUGGGAGGCUGUCUGACAAGGCCCUAACAAAGGCUUCCGGUGUGUUGGAAAAGUUCUCACCAGGGCGAAGUUUGAUGGCUGAUAGGGGGUUCACCAUCGAAGAAGAGUGCAAGGAACUUUCACUGCACUUGAACAUUCCGCCAUUCAUGGAAGGACGGCCUCAACUGUCUGAAGCAGAUGAAACUGAGACAAGGCUUAUUGCCAGUGUGCGCAUACAUGUGGAAAGGGUCAUUCGGAGGAUAAAGACCUACAGAAUACUCUCACAGGUGUUUCCAAACAGCAUGUCUGGACAACUGAACAAGGUGUGGCAUGUUUGCGCACGCUUGACAAACUUUGUGGGUGAGCCAUUGCUGUGAGCAGAUGUGAGUGAAGUCUGCAUGUCUGCUGAUAGGCUGCGCCA
Messenger RNA from Rhipicephalus microplus (southern cattle tick), 851 nucleotides. RefSeq lists its product as uncharacterized. The record is from RefSeq and is a predicted model, not a curated record. Lineage: Eukaryota; Metazoa; Arthropoda; Arachnida; Ixodida; Ixodidae.